GAUUCCAAUUACAUUGUACUCUAGUGCUCUCUCAUUACCUAUCCUUUAUAUAUAUAAGUACGCGACAAGCAGCUGGUAAUUGAGAGAGAGAGUGGAGCGGAGGUGAUAGCAAAUUAUAAGAAAUGUGGCGACAGUGCCGGAAACUGAGCGGCAGCUCUACUGCGAACUCGGAGCGAGCUUUGAAGGAGAAGAAAUGGGACGCACUGGUGAUCGGCGGUGGCCAUAACGGCCUAACCGCUGCUGCCUACCUUGCUCGCUCCGGCCUCUCCGUCGCCGUCCUCGAGAGACGCCACGUCAUCGGCGGUGCUGCCGUCACCGAGGAGCUUGUUCCUGGCUUCAAAUUCUCCCGUUGUAGCUACCUCCAAAGCCUCCUCCGCCCCUGCGUCAUCAAAGAACUAGAGCUAAAACGACAUGGAUUAAAGCUAUUAAAGAGAAAUCCAUCAUCAUUUACUCCCUGUCGUGAUGGACGCUAUCUCAUGCUUGGUAGAGAUAAACAGCAUAACUAUUCUGAAAUUUCCAAGUUCUCCGAACGUGAUGCCAAGGCUUUUGCGAGGUAUGAGAACCAGCUAGACAAGUUCUGCAAAUUUUUGGAUCCACUUUUGGAUUCUUCACCACCUGAAGCUCUACAAGGAAAUCCAUCUUUUAAUGCCCGACUGCAUAAUAAGUUAGAGAAAUCAGCCUUUUGGUCUCACUGCCUACGAAGUGCACUCACAUUGGGACAAAAUGACUUACUGGAAUUUAUGGAUCUUUUACUCUCUCCAGCAUCAAAGGUUCUAAAUAACUGGUUUGAGACUGAUGUUCUGAAAUCAACUCUUGGAACUGAUGCAGUGAUAGGGACCACGGCAAGUGUACAUACACCUGGAAGUGGAUAUGUCUUGCUACAUCACGUGAUGGGAGAAACUGAUGGUGACCGUGGUAUUUGGUCGUAUGUUGAAGGGGGAAUGGGCUCAGUGUCUUUGGCCAUUGCUAACGCUGCUAGGGAGGCUGGUGCAGUUGUAGUGACUAGUGCAGAGGUCUCAGAGUUGAUAAUUGAGGACAGCGGUAGAGCUUCUGGGGUGUUGUUGGCUGAUGGAACACCAGUGUAUUCUUCAGUUGUCUUGUCAAAUGCAACUCCUUACAAGACUUUCAUGGAUCUUGUACCUAAAGAUGUGCUUCCUGAUGAUUUCCUUCGUGCAAUAAAGUUAUCUGAUUACAGUUCUGCAACUACCAAAAUCAAUUUGGCAAUUGACAGACUCCCACAGUUCAAGUCCUGCAACUUAAGUCAUCCUGAUGCUGGGCCACAACAUACUGGCUCCAUUCACAUCGGUUCUGAGUGUUUUGAGGACAUGGCUGCUGCUGCACAGGAUGCUGAAAAUGGAGUACCAUCUCGAAGACCUAUAAUUGAAAUGACAAUCCCUUCUGUCCUUGAUAAGACCAUUUCUCCUCCUGGCAAGCAUGUUGUUGGUUUGUUUAUCCAGUACACACCGUACAAGCCAUGUGAUGGAAGCUGGGAAGACCCUACAUACAGAGAAGCAUUUGCUCAGAGAUGCUUUAGCCUAAUAGAUGAAUAUGCUCCUGGAUUCAGCUCAUCUGUUAUUGGUUACGACAUGUUGACUCCUCCAGAUCUUGAAAGAGUAAUUGGUCUGACAGGGGGGAAUAUCUUCCACGGUUCCAUGGGAUUAGAUUCAUUGUUUCUCAUGAGACCAGUAAAAGGAUGGUCAAACUAUAGGACUCCACUGCAAGGUUUAUAUUUGUGCGGUAGUGGGGCACAUCCUGGUGGAGGAGUAAUGGGAGCCCCAGGGCGCAAUGCUGCACGCGUGGUUAUUCAAGACAUUAAGAAACAGUAACUGAUGCUAACCCUGAACCAAGUAAAAAAAAAAAAAAAAAAAAAAAAAAGAAACAGAAAUUCUAUUGAUUCCCGAUUUGAGCAUUGAGGAUCAUACGAUUCGUUUAAGCUUCGGGAGCACUGGGGUUCAGUUACCUCAUCGGCUACAGGUAAGACUAUUUGUACUAAGAACAUCGUACUGUGCAUUAGAUUUCUUGAAGUUGUUGGAUGGAGUUGGCUAACUCCAUUUACUUUCUUCCCUUUUGUUUGUUGGGAGUGUUAAAUGUUUUAUCAGGAUGUUUUUUAUUUAAAAAAUGCAUUUCUAAAUUUAAA
Messenger RNA from Ipomoea nil (Japanese morning glory), 2137 nucleotides. RefSeq names its product pyridine nucleotide-disulfide oxidoreductase domain-containing protein 2. Gene Ontology annotation, molecular function: oxidoreductase activity. The record is from RefSeq and is a predicted model, not a curated record. The coding region runs from base 123 to 1826 and encodes 567 amino acids. The transcript is spliced from 16 exons. Lineage: Eukaryota; Viridiplantae; Streptophyta; Magnoliopsida; Solanales; Convolvulaceae.